CUCCUUCCCGUCUCGUUUCGCCUCAAGACACGCCCUGCCCAUCAUGGACGCCUCUUCGCCCGUCACGCUGCGCACGCGCAAGUUUAUCACCAACCGCCUGCUGCAGCGCAAGCAGAUGGUGCUCGACGUCAUCCACCCGGCGCGCGCCAACGUCAGCAAGGCCGAGCUCUCGGAGAAGCUGGCGUCGAUGUACAAGGCCAACAAGGAGCAGUGCGUCGUGUUCGGCAUGCGCACCCACUUCGGCGGCGGCCGCUCCACCGGCUUUGCCCUCAUCUACGACUCGCGCGAGAGCAUGAACUUUGAGCCGCGCCACCGUCUCGUCCAGGCUGGCCUCGCCAAGAAGAUCGAGAAGCCCUCGCGCAAGCUGCGCAAGGAGCGCAAGAACCGCGCCAACAAGCUGCGGGGCACGGCCAAGGCCAAGAAGUCGGACGCCAGCAAGAAGAAGUAAAGAGGGCCGCCAGCGCUGCCUCUUCUCUUCUCGUCUCUUGCUCCGGUCAUUGCCUUCUCUGCGCAUCCGUCUCUUCGUCCAUACAUCUUCCUCUUGCACCACCACCCACCACCACCGCCACACUACAUGCAUAUGUACGGUACCCCACCACCACCCACCUCGCC
This is a messenger RNA of Tilletiopsis washingtonensis, 612 nucleotides long. Its product is annotated as putative 40S ribosomal protein S24. Bases 44 to 448 code for a protein of 134 amino acids. Gene Ontology annotation, biological process: translation. Gene Ontology annotation, cellular component: ribosome. Gene Ontology annotation, molecular function: structural constituent of ribosome. Lineage: Eukaryota; Fungi; Basidiomycota; Exobasidiomycetes; Entylomatales. The record is from RefSeq and is a predicted model, not a curated record. The transcript has 4 exons.